Molecule: messenger RNA, 2525 nt
Organism: Pseudovirgaria hyperparasitica
Lineage: Eukaryota; Fungi; Ascomycota; Dothideomycetes; Acrospermales; Acrospermaceae
Product: histidine permease
Exons: 8
Coding region: 467-2167 (566 amino acids)
Biological process (GO): amino acid transmembrane transport
Cellular component (GO): membrane
Molecular function (GO): amino acid transmembrane transporter activity
Source: RefSeq, a predicted model, not a curated record
CAUGUAUAUAUGCACACAUGAGGUAGACCAGAACAAGUCCUAAAACAACAUCUCCGCCCGACACAGUCUCGACGGCGACGCGCACAGUCAUGGCGUCGGGUCAAGCGUCUGAAUGCUGACGAUGAAGAUGAUUCAGUCUGCUGAUAUCUUAUCAGCGCUUUGGCAUGUCUUCUCCCACGUCCUAGGGGGCCACAACCAAUCCUGACCGGUCACUGGUCCACUGCCAGCCCUCCAACGAAUCCCUGUGCAUCUCCAAGACCUUCUCGCGGUCUUGGGUGUCUCUCUACUCUGCCGCUAAUUUUUUCCUCUCCACCAGACCCGUCCUGUCCCCUUCUAGGGCCGUAGGAGACGUUCGGGUUUGUUGCGCUUUUAAAGCUGCUGCCUUACCCCCGUUGAUCGCCUUUCGAGGCUUUUGCUUCUGUACUUUUGCAAAUCUCUCAGGUGCUGGAGCUUCGAAUUCGCUAUCAUGGCAGCAGCGGACAAGUCGGAGAUUGAUGCCGGGUCGUCAACAACACCAGAGAAGGACGUCGAAAAAGUGCAAUCCCACAGCAAUGUCAGCAACAAUGGCGUCCCACGGAGAGGAUCCGUGACUGUAGAUAUUAUUCAGCAUCAAAUGUUCGACGGGCAGUACGAGACGACGCAGCGUGGACUGAAGUCGAGACAUGCGCAAAUGAUUGCACUGGGCGGCACAAUUGGCACUGGUCUAUUCGUCGGUACUGGACAGACAUUGGCGGCCGGCGGCCCUGCCUUUCUGCUGGGAUGCUUCAUCUUCAUGUCAUUUCUUGUCUUCUGCAUUGUGAGCGCCAUUGCUGAAGUCGCCGCAUAUCUGCCCACGCCCGGCAGUUCCAUGAACAUGUUUGGUUUCCGCUACGUGUCACGGACGAUGGGUUUCUCCAUGGGUUAUCUAUACUUUUACAGCCUGGGCGUCCUCGUUCCCUACGAGAUCACAGCCGCCGGUCUGGUCAUCGAGUACUGGAACUCCCCGGUGAACAUUGGCGUGUGGAUCACCAUCAUGAUCGUCGUCAUCGUAGGCCUCAAUGCGCUGCCCGUGAAAUUCUAUGGAGAAACAGAAUUCUGGUUCGCUGCAACGAAGGUCAUCAUGAUGAUCGGCCUGCUGAUGGUCUCCUUCAUCCUGUUCUGGGGCGGUGGACCAAGCAGAGAUCGGCUGGGAUUCCGAUACUGGCAGCAUCCAGGGGCCGUGAACGAGUAUCUGGCAAGCGGAGACCGCGGCCGGUUUCUCGCCCUCCUCCGAACCUUCGUUCUCUCAGCCUUUCCGUUUGCCUUUGCGCCAGAGCUGCUCGUCGCAACAGGAGGCGAGAUGAGAUCGCCCCGUCGAAACAUCCCGAUCGCAGCCCGGCGCUACAUCUACCGUCUCAUCAUCUUCUACAUCGGCUCCGUCCUCGCAAUCGGCGUCAUCGUGCCGUCCAACGACCAGCAACUCACCAACGGCGGCCAGGGCGCAGGCUCGUCGCCGUUCGUAAUCGGCAUGAAGAACGCAGGCAUCCCCGUCCUCGACUCCAUCGUCAACGCCGGCAUCCUCAUCUCCGCCUGGUCCUCCGGCAACUCCUUCCUCUACCUCUCCAGCCGCUCCCUCUACUCCCUCGCCCUCUCCGGCAACGCACCCAAGAUCUUCAAAACCUGCACCAAAGCCGGCGUGCCCUACUACGCCGUCGGCGUCUCCGCACUCUUCUGCGCCCUCGCCUACCUCAACGUCGCCUCCUCGUCCUCGGUCGUCUUCAACUGGUUCGUCAACCUGACCAACACGUCCGGCUUCAUCUCCUGGAUCUGCUGCUGCGUGGUGUACCUGCGGUUCCGCAAGGCGCGGAUCGCACAGGGGAUCGUGACGGACCUGCCGUAUUCGUCGUGGAUUCAGCCGUGGGGGUCGUGGUUUGCGAUGGUGGUGUUUUCGUUCUUGUUGUUGAUUAAUGGGUUUGAUGUGUUUUGGGACUUUGACAUUGCCGGGUUUUUCACUGCUUAUGUGGGCAUCCCCCUUUUCCUCGCCUUCUUCAUCGGCCACAAGAUCUACGCCUGGCACGACCCCUGGGCCCACGACCCCAUGGACGUAGACUUCCAAACCGGCAUGGACCUAGUCCUCGCCGAGGAAACGCCCCCGAAACGCACCGGCCCGCUGCCGUGGUAUUUGUGGAUCAAGUAUAUCUGGGAGUAGGUCGUAGUUGUCCUUGUUGUUGUAUCAGAGCCGAACACAGGCUACGUACGUGCGAGGCGUGUAGAGGUAUGUAUAUAUCGCCCAUAGCAACGUCCGGGCGCGCUUUAGGGAUGAAAGAUAUACAGCAGACCGGGCGGACGGGCGGUGAGCUUCGUUCUUGGUUGGUGCGGUGCUGCGUGGCUUGGCUUGGCUUGGCUUGGCUUGGCUUGGGUAUAUAUAUAUGUAUGAAAUGAAAAAGGACAUGAAAGGAAAUGAACGAAAAGAAUGGGAGGGAACUUUGUCCUAUGUGCUACGUGCUAUGAUACAUAGCUAUUCUUGGCCUUACCCGCCUUAGCUCCCGCAGACCAGAACAAGGGAG